This is a messenger RNA of Saccostrea echinata, 653 nucleotides long. RefSeq lists its product as uncharacterized. The record is from RefSeq and is a predicted model, not a curated record. Gene Ontology annotation, molecular function: calcium ion binding. The transcript is spliced from 4 exons. Bases 45 to 527 code for a protein of 160 amino acids. Lineage: Eukaryota; Metazoa; Mollusca; Bivalvia; Ostreida; Ostreidae.
UCUUUCAUUUCUACAGAUUCUAAGGUGCAGGUCUCUCAUCUAAUAUGAAGAUUACCGUUUACUUCACUCUUACAACUCUGGUGUCAUUUAUUCACGCCCAAAAAUGGUCUGUGGAUCUUGGACUGGGAGCUGGAAAUAAAGGACCGGAUCUGAAACUGACCCUCGGACGAAAAUUUGGAAACUGGAAUGUCAAAGUAUUUGGCUCUACAGACUUUUCCGGGGGUUGGAAAGUCGGGGCAGGCAUAGGAUUUAGGUUCAGAAGGUCAAGUGUUGAAAUUCCUCGAAGAUAUGACCUCGUUAUUCUUGCCAACCCUUGUCGCUUCCAUGUUUAUGACAGUAAUGAUGAUGACGUCAUCACGUUGAAAGAAAUGACUGGUAUUUUUGAAAACCCGGAACUCGGCACUCAAUUAUUCAAAGAUCUAGAUGUCAAUAAAGACGGUCGAGUUUCAAAAUAUGAAUUUUCUCAACGAGUUCCAUUCGUAGUUAAUGAGUGUUCGUAUAACCAAAGAAUCGCCAGAAAAUCAUAGCCUCGUUAAGAAUAGGGAAAUGAAUGGACAAAUCAUGUGAAUUUUCAGAAUACUGACGUCACUUACAGCAUAGUCGCAAUUUUGUUAUUUUAUGUUCACUUCGUAAAAUAAAAUUUGUAUCGAAUA